Messenger RNA from Racocetra fulgida, 483 nucleotides. The record is from the annotation of a GenBank genome assembly. Lineage: Eukaryota; Fungi; Glomeromycota; Glomeromycetes; Diversisporales; Gigasporaceae.
AUGUCAUUAAGCCCCAAUGAUUUGAUUCUCUCUGGAAUAUUGGAUGUUCCUACUUUAAUAAGUGAAAAAUCACUGAUUAUGAAAGCUUUGAAAAAGGCGCAGUUGUGGAAAUCAGUUAAUGAACCAAUAGAGCUUUUGUCACUACCGGACAACGUAGAACAAUUUGUUAAUGAGUGCAUCAAAAAUAAAAAUAAAACCAUUGAAAUACCAAAAAGAGAUGCGUCUUUAUUUGUCAGAAUUAGAAAUCUAGUUGAUUCAAUGGAUGCAAUUACUAGUCAAGAGAGUUUAGAAAGAAAUGGUGUUAAGGGUCCCGUCAAAAAAUACGAUAUCUUUGGUGUGUGCAAAAGUGAAAAUUAUGAUUUAGAACUUAUUCUUGGUGAGAUAUCCUAUGGGCCUUUAGAUGAAACUUAUAAACAUUCAAUUGAAGAUAGAAUUAAAUUAGGUAAAGGAGCAAAGGAUUCACUGGAUAAUCCUAACGUUUAG